Molecule: messenger RNA, 1130 nt
Organism: Colletotrichum destructivum
Lineage: Eukaryota; Fungi; Ascomycota; Sordariomycetes; Glomerellales; Glomerellaceae
Product: Putative DASH complex subunit Hsk3 protein
Exons: 4
Coding region: 393-680 (95 amino acids)
Biological process (GO): attachment of spindle microtubules to kinetochore
Cellular component (GO): DASH complex
Molecular function (GO): microtubule plus-end binding
Source: RefSeq, a predicted model, not a curated record
ACCCAGUAGAAACUUACAUGAGCAGCCCAUCGCAUAAGCCUGGUUUUGUAUAACGGAGAGAGAGAGAUAGGAGAGAGACUUUGAUCUUGGACCUUUGAGUAUAGUCGAGACUCCGCUAUCUUGUUCUUCUUCCGACCGGUAUUGCUUCGCUUGACAGGCACGCGACGCUGUUCAACCGACAUCCACCUCUGAAGAAAGCGAGAGGCUCGCAGGCUCGUGUUUUUCUGACUCCCGGAAGCAAGACUCCGCUCCAGUGGUUUGAGAUACGGGGCCUCCUGGGCGGAGCAGGGAGAGCGAGAUACGACCAAGCCCACCAACGACGACGUCGGCCAGAGCCAGGCGGACACAGACAGCAUUCCUUGGCGAGAAGACGAGGAAAAAGGGAGACGAAGAUGGCGACGCGAAACGUUAACAUGACGCACGCGACGAGGCCGUCCAUGUCGUCCAGCUCGGGCAACGCGAUGAAGACGCGGCAGCUAACUCACCUCCAUUCGCAGCUCGCCCAGCUGUCAGCCAACCUCGCCGACACCGAAAACCUGGUUCGUAUGACGAGCGUGCAGGCCGAAAGCAUGCGUGGUCUAGGGGCGUGGCACGGCGGCAUGUUCAUGGCUGCGAGCAAGGUCCUCGGAGAGGAGGCUAUCAAUCGCGAUGCAGCAGCGCAGGCGAGAGGCGGUCAGUGAUGAGAGGCAGUCGGUGGUAAGAGGGGGAGGGGGGGUAGCCGCAGUUCUUCAGAACAUAUCCGAGUAUACGCGGGGUUUGGCGCCUCACUGCCGCCUUGGCAGACCGGCUGAUUUGCGCCGGAACAAAAGAGGAUGUCGAUGACGAUGACGAGAGAUGGAAAGAGUAUGGCUUGGGGUGGCUACGGGGUGGCCGUGAAGACGAGGGGGUGGAACCUGGCCCGGAUGUGUUGUGAAGAGUCUCGGCGCGGUCCGUUUGGACGACGGACCAUGUUGCCAACGGCCGCAAGGUCGGCACGCCUGACGAAUGAAUUCCAGGUUAUGUUGACGUGGACGCUAGCUAUUCCUGUAUUCGAACUCAACGAUGCGCUGAACUCUCCCCAGGCUUGGCUUGCGCAGCCUGGCCGAGUAACUACAAGCGCAGUUCCGAUCAUUCGCAUUGUUCACACACAC